UUUAAAUAUCGGGCCGCCGCGGGGUGGGCUCGGACUGGCAGCGGGGCGUGUGGUUCAGAGCCGAGACCCUGCGCGUAAUGAGCCGCAGAGUUUGAGGGUCAGCGGAGAGGCUGUGUGUCUGCGAGCAGCCAGUCUGUGGGAACCGCUUUACUGUACGGAGAAACCCUCCCCAGCACAGCACCCGGUGUCGGCAGCAAAACUCAUACAUCAUGCCCAACUUCGCCGGUACUUGGAAGAUGAAGAGCAGCGAGAAUUUCGACGAACUGUUGAAAGUGCUAGGAGUCAAUGCGAUGCUGAGGAAAGUGGCGGUGGCGGCUGCUUCCAAACCCCUGGUGGAGAUCCGGCAAGACGGCGACCAUUUCUACAUCAAGACGUCAACCACAGUGAGGACCACCGAGAUCAACUUCACCAUCGGCGAGGAGUUCGAGGAGGAGACGGUGGACGGGAGGAAGUGCAAGAGCCUGCCGAAGUGGGAAAGUGAGAACAAAAUCUACUGCAAGCAAACUCUUCUUAACGGAUGUGGGCCAAAGACACACUGGACUCGGGAGCUGGUGGACAACGAGCUGAUCCUGACGCUGGUGGCCAAUGAGGUCGUGUGUACAAGGAUCUACAUUAAAGAGUAAUGGCAUCUACCUUCCCUUAAUACGGGGGAAGCCUGCCAUCUGCAGAAUCAUCUCCUUAUCACCUUGUGCACGGUCUGUUAAGUUAUUGACGCCAAUCAGUGACAUUCCAAGAUCUUGUUUUAUGUGUCAUAGUGUUUUAUUUCAAUGUUGUGAAAUCACUUUGAUGUCUGUAAUAGUGAAUGUAAGACUCAGCUGGUUUACUUAGUGCUCUUGGUCUUUUAGACUUUUGUAUUUCAGGUGUAGAUCUGCCAAAGCAGCUACCUGUGCUGGGAAUGUAUCACUGGGUAAAGCUGCUGGCUGUUUCUGUAGUUCAUUUGAGAGGAAUUAGAUUGGCUUAUUCAUAAAACUUGAAUGCAAUUAAGAGGAAAUGAAGUGAAGUGGACAAUAAAAUCAAAA
Mobula hypostoma (lesser devil ray) is the source of this 1019-nucleotide messenger RNA. RefSeq names its product cellular retinoic acid-binding protein 1-like. The record is from RefSeq and is a predicted model, not a curated record. Gene Ontology annotation, biological process: fatty acid transport. Bases 210 to 623 code for a protein of 137 amino acids. Gene Ontology annotation, molecular function: fatty acid binding; retinoic acid binding. Gene Ontology annotation, cellular component: cytosol; nucleus. The transcript has 4 exons. NCBI's taxonomy places the organism in Eukaryota, Metazoa, Chordata, Chondrichthyes, Myliobatiformes, Myliobatidae.